AUGGUGUACCCAACACUCCCGUCAACUACCGCCAACGGUGGUAACUAUCUGUCUACCGUACCUAGAUCAUCCGAAUCAGCCUCAUCCAACGAUCCCGAACCAGUCACCCCUGAACUUCAAUCUCGACCUUCCAUGUCAUACUCUACCUCAUCAUCAUUUCAACCUCAAACCAUCAACGAGGAUUCAGAAGAAUUGAAAUGCAGAUGGAACGACUGUCAACAUGUUGCUGCAUCACCAGAUGAACUGUAUGAUCAUUUAUGUAACGCACAUGUAGGAAGAAAGUCCACAAAUAACCUUUGUUUGACGUGUGGGUGGGAGAAUUGCGGGGUAAAGUGCGUGAAGAGAGAUCAUAUAACUAGUCAUUUGAGAGUCCACACUCCUCUCAAACCACAUCCAUGUUCGGUCUGCUCCAAAACUUUCAAGCGACCCCAGGAUCUGAAGAAACAUGAACGUAUUCAUACUCAAGAACAUCAUCAAAUGCACAAACUCAGUAAAGCUGCUACGUCGACAGAUCCCAAGUUCAACUCGCGAGUAUCAUUGGGUAACAUCAAUUCCCAACCACGCAUAGUCGAGAAUAACAGACAGCGAUCACCCAAUUCGCCUUCUCAUUCGUUAUCACCCUCCUCCUCUUCAUCGUCAAGAAAUCCUUCAUCCCCCUUCGAUCACCUAUUGCCACCUCAUAUUGGAGGUUCAGAGGGUAAAUCAGUCUCACCAUCGCCAUCAGCCUUAGCUGCUUUACACAGAAAACAACACGAGGAAUUGGCUGCGUACCAACAGCGCGAAAUGGCAAUCUUACAGCAAUUGGCGUACAAUCAACAGCAGACUCAAGCUUACGCCGCGCAGUUAGCUGCUGGUACGGGACUCGACGAUUUCACCAAGAUAGGUAUGAAACGAAGUCAAGGUGACUCAAGUGGUGAAGGGUUAGAUGGUCUUUUUGCAGAUAUGAAGAAGAGAAAGGUAGAACCUAUCUACGAUGCUGAUAUGAUGCACCGAUUAAACAACCUCGUUCCUCCAUCAAUGACCCCAGGAUUCCCUCAACUUUCUCCCAUGUCUGGUUACAGCAACUACACUCCACCCCUCAACGCUUCCAUCGGCACAUACCCGCAUUUGCCGUCUCUUCCAGGUGGCGGAUUACCUUCUUCGAUGUCCUCCAAUGGACCAACUCCGCCUCUUGCUGUCCCCGAGAUCAAGACUGAAGCUGAUCUGGCGAUGUUCAACGAGUUCAUGAUCUCGCUCGGAAGGGACGCAGCUGGUCAACACCAGAAUCACGUUCAACCUAUGAUGCAUUCAACUUCAAUCGGCGCUGGCUCAAACAACACCGAUUCACCCUUGUCCGACAACAGCAAUGGCGUGGAAGAUCUAUUCAACCCUGACGAGCUUGCUUCAUUGGGCUUGACAGGAAUGCCAGGUAUACCUAUCCCCGGUGCUCAGAUCGAUAAUGGUUCUGAAUUAUCGCAUUCAUUGCCUAACGAAUCGCCUUCUAUCUCAUUUGGCGGUUUAUACCCCUCUUUGGAAAGCAUGAGACAUCGAACCGGAUCAGCGCCAGAUGUAUCUACUCUGUCGGAUCCUUCCAAGAGACCCAUAGCGGGUUUACCGAGAGCAUCAACAGGCUCAUUACAUAAUUUACCAUCUAGCAAUACCGGUAAACCACCUUACCUUUCUAACUUCUAUGGAUUGGGUCCAACGCAAUACGCUGAAUUACCAUUUAACAUGAACGAAUACAGUAAUACCAACUCCGGUCUAGGUAGUACGGGCAAUGGACUUGAUCAUAAUUUCAGUUCGUUCGAUUCGUUGGCACGUUCUAAACAGAAUCUUUACCCCACCGCUACUUUGGCACCCAAAGACUUCUACAAGAAGACAUAUAGACAUGUUCAACCCCUCGGAGCAAGUCUAUCUGCUCGUGCGAGGGAAAGUGCCGAAAGGACUGCGGUGGACGAAGAAGAUGAAUUGGUUGAUGAACCUGAAGAUUUGGAUCUGGAUUUGGAGAAGACACCGAAAAUACCUGUUCGAUCAUUGUUGACUGCAGAAGAGUCUGAUCCAGAUUUGAAGUUACCUUCUAUAUCUUCACCGGCGACGAGGGAUGAUGGAGAUCGAUCUUUACCUUCUAUAUCGUCAAUCGACCACUACCGAUCGAGUUCUAUCGCCUCCUCAAGCUCCACUCCUAGAGGUUCACCUGUGCCUUCUUCCUCGAGAUCUUCAUUAAUUGCCCUGCCCAUCAAGAGGCAUACAGAAGAUGAGAUUGUCCGAGGUGUCAAACGAUUAGAAUUAGGUAGUGGAGAAUCAAUCACUACUGAUGCUCAAGAGAAAGAGAAAGAGGCCGAAAAGGAGAAUGAAAGACCGACGACUGAGAUGAUAGUUAGAGAGAUCAGGAGGAGGCAUGCUCAAUUGAUCAGAAGUUGGUUAGUAGCUGUGAAUAUAGAGUUCAGAAGGAGGAAGUUGGAAGAACUCCAGCGUGUGCAGGAAGAGAAGGAUAGGUUGGAAGAGAUUGAUGAAUUGGAAGAGGAAGAGAUGGAUGGGAGAGAUCAUGGAGUGCAGGUGAAAGUUGAAAUUACGGCUUAA
Messenger RNA from Kwoniella botswanensis, 2559 nucleotides. RefSeq lists its product as uncharacterized. The transcript has 3 exons. Lineage: Eukaryota; Fungi; Basidiomycota; Tremellomycetes; Tremellales; Cryptococcaceae. The record is from RefSeq and is a predicted model, not a curated record. The coding region runs from base 1 to 2559 and encodes 852 amino acids. Gene Ontology annotation, cellular component: nucleus. Gene Ontology annotation, biological process: positive regulation of transcription by RNA polymerase II.